This is a messenger RNA of Orbicella faveolata, 4805 nucleotides long. RefSeq lists its product as uncharacterized. NCBI's taxonomy places the organism in Eukaryota, Metazoa, Cnidaria, Anthozoa, Scleractinia, Merulinidae. Gene Ontology annotation, molecular function: delayed rectifier potassium channel activity; ligand-gated monoatomic ion channel activity. Gene Ontology annotation, cellular component: voltage-gated potassium channel complex; membrane. The record is from RefSeq and is a predicted model, not a curated record. Gene Ontology annotation, biological process: action potential; potassium ion transmembrane transport.
ACACUGAGGUGAAUAAUUGUUUUAGUACAUACCGCACAAGCUGAAUAACUAGCGGACCAAAGAGCAACUUUAUUUGUGACAAGAUACUGACAAAUGAUCGGACAAAAAAAUUCGCGCGCUUGGAGGUGAAUAGUACUUGGCUAAUCACCUCCGAGCUAGCCAAUCAGCGAGCGCGAAGAGCGCUAUUCACUUGUAUGGUAUAUACUAACGCAGUUUAGCACAUGAAGAGACCAUGUGCUUACGACAACAAGAACUGCAUAAAAACGGCAAAUUUGCGAGGUGAGAACAAACUGAUUCUAACUCCAAUAGUUUAUUGAGGAUCCGUCAGCUAGUCAUCUGAUACAGAUUUAUUUCGUCUGAUAAUGUAAUCUAUAUUUUUGCAAAUUACAACUACUGGUUCUAACAAUUGGAACCUGUGCUACGCCAGAUACGAAAAAUCAUUAAAAGACACCCUUUAGAUGUGGCCAAAAAUAUGUGGAAAUAAUUCCUCAUUUUUAAAAUGCAGCAGCAACAGACCCCGAGGAAAGGGUACGAAAUCAAUAACGUAGAACAUUUACAAUUAUACAUACAAGCUGUUAUAACAAAAGCUUAAUAAAAAAGAAGACGAACAUGAAGACUGAUUAACCUAGAAUGGCCUAAAUCUCCCGCCAAAUGCUUAAACAGUCCCUAGACGUCCCAUGACACCCCGCGAGCCUCUCCAUCGUGCCGUCAGAAUUGUAAUUUCUGCCUAAUUCGUCCCUCAAUCAUCAGAAAUUACAUUUUCCGGUAGCUUUCCCAACUUUAACAUUCCAUAUUGUAGUACUACAUAUGAGGAAAGCUUUCAAGAAUUCUCAGCCGAUAUUGCAUAAUAUAACAACAAAAAUACGAUGCUAAUGUAUUUCUUUAGGACUGCGAUUUAUUAAUAUUUCAUGCGUCCUGCGAAAUCCAAUGCUUCAGAAUGUGUCAAACAUUUAGACAAUUUGAUAGUUAUAGUGGGUGGUUUGUCGAGGAAAUUGCCAGGAUCUACCAUGAGAGUAAAACUAGAAAUUGACACAAAGAAACAAAUUAAUAUAAGAGUUUCUCCUUUUGUUUGUUCAAACGAAGCGGACUCUUGUCUGUUUUGAAUCCCCUACAAGCUUCGGGAAACCUCAAUGAGACUUGCCACGCUUUGACAUACUAUCAAGUGGAAUGCAAAUCUUCUUUUAGCGAUAUAAAAAUUUGACAUCGACUUUGGCCGCCAGUCUGAAGAUGAAAAUUACAAAAAAUCAUUGAAUAGCGUAUCGAAACACGACCAUUUGUUUCGUUGCACUAAGACAAUCUGCGCCCCGGGACGCGAAAAGCCUGUUCUGAUUAAACCCUCGCUAAAUUGUUAUGUUAAUUGCCUGAUUAUUCCACCUGCCGGGUUGCACUUUGCCUGAAGACGCCCAGGUUGUCACUCAAAUUUACGUUUGAUAUACCACAAUAGCAUGAACGCGAGUCGUUAAUGUUUAUGCUUUCAAUCUUAAGCGGGUUCACGGGUUCAGGGAACAUAUAGGCGGACGAGGCGGUCACAACACGGCAAUGGCGGACCCCGAAAGUACGGCGGCCUUUCUUGUCAAGACUGUGCUUGGACGCGGCGUAACUGUUUUAUUCACAGGAAGAGAGGGAACAUUGGUCCUAGCUGCAAGACUAUUCCUGAAGAUUUGAAACUAUGCUCCACCCUUUGUUUCUCGUCUUCACUCUCUGCCAGUUCGCUUCUGAAUCCCAUGCCAUAUUUCUCCCUUAUUGGUCGAAAAGAAACCACUCGGAGUCUUCAUUCCACAUUCCAUACACUUCUCUGGCCCUGGACGGCCCAAACAUGUUUGGCACAAAGCUUCAAUACUACCGGGACUUGUCGAAAAACUACUCCAUGGAUUACCGCUGUGCAAAUGGACUGCCGAUCUCCAUCGCUUGGCACCAGUACUCCCCAUACACUACGGUUAUUCAAACGAAGUACAAAGGAAUUUCAGGAUUAACUGUGGACGGAAUGUUUCCAGGAAUUCUAAAUGCUGUUGUAUCGGACUGCUGCCAUAAGGAUACCCAAGUGUCCUUUGGAAAGUUACUGAAAUCAGUACGGAACGCUGAGAAACAUAUUCAGGAAGACACCUUUGAUAUGACGUUUCCUCUCUAUGGCUAUGAUGCCUCUUCCGAUUCGUUCAGGGACCGUGCGUUUAUCAGUGUGGUGAGGGCUCCCCGCGUCAUCCUCCUAGUACACAAUGAACAACAAACGAAGACUCAGACUCACGUGUUGAUUACGACCAUCGCCAACGCCUGGCCGAUGUUGCUUUUUAUUCUUGUAACAGCCUCACUCUCUGGUAUUAUUAUUUGGUUUCUGGACCACGCUAGUAACCCUGGAGAAUUUCCACCACCGUUUCUACGAGGAUCCUGGGAAGGCUUCUGGUGGGCUCUUGUUACCAUGACGACAGUUGGGUAUGGUGAUCGCUCGCCCAAGUCAGCCCUGGGCCGCGUGUUUUGCAUUCUGUGGAUUAUAACUGGUGUUAUCAUCAUUUCGAUAUUCACAGCUCUCGUCACAGCCUCGUUAUCUGCUAGUACUUUGCAGGUUUUCAAAAUCCACGGUUCAAAGAUCGGAGCUGUGAAUGGAAGUGAAGAAUUCAAACUUGGUGUUACCAUGAAUGCUGACAUGCGAGUCUUCCCUCACGUACUUAAAAUGACGAAAGCUCUCCUAGCACACGAGAUUGACGGAGCAUUGGUUGACAACUACGUCAUCACACACUCUUUAAACCUGAUUCAAGAAGAACCAAUCAGAAUUGAGAGAUAUAUCGAUCAUAAAAUCACCUACGGAGUAGUGUUGGCUAAGAACUCCUCAAAGUUUGAGACAUGUCUUCGACACUUCUUGCAUAACAACCCUCAAGAAAUAUUUGAAAUAAUCGCUGCUAAUUUGGUGCCGCUGAAGAAUCCGACAGAUGACGAGAACCAGCAACUGAAAGCAGCGGAAGGAUUAUUUUAUCAAGAAGAUGUGUUUGAACUCGUCAUGUACGUGGGUCUUGGUGUCGCCUUCGCUUUCUUUGUGGCCGGUAUCACUUGGGAAUUCUUGUACCGGAGACCUAAAAUAAGAAACCAGCGAAUGCAGUUUGCCCCUAAAGGUACCACCUACUCAGUCAGCGACGAAGAAGUGAAACUCCACCCUUGUGACAAUUCUAACCACUCCACCCUAGAUAACAUGAUUGCUGAAUAUCAAAUGUUCCACGACCGCUGGAUCGAAGGACUGAAGAAAUUCCGUGACAAGGAAAUGGCCGCUGACCCGGCUGCUAAUGGCAACACAGAAAUGGUCGCUGUGUGAGGACGUCCGCCAUUUGUUUUUUUCUGUACUAGAGUUUGCACCGUCAAAAAGAAGAAUUUUGUCUGCUUUUAAUUCUAGAUAAUUGAGAGCCUUUUCAUUCUUGAUAUCAUUCAACCGCUUUUUUGUCGUUACAAUAUUAAUGGCCUUUUCAAGCAUUUGAAUAGCGAGAAAUGUGAAGUCAUCAACGUACUUGCCUUUAAUAUUGAAUUCUCGAACCAGCACUCGACGAAACAUACGGCAUUCGGUAAGAACAAUUGAUUUUGCAAUUCAAUGAGUUAAAAUCCCCUUCAAGUUAAUUGGUUUAACAAUGCACCUUGGUUUGGGAUUUGAAAUUGCAGAAAGGUACAUUUAUUGUCUUGUCUAUUUGCUUAUUGUUUUAAACUUCGCAAUUCUUUGUUUUGUUGAUGCUGCAGCUGUUUUUUACGUUGUUCAAAGUAAUAGUUAGGUAAAGAGCUUCGGAUAUCAAAGCUUUUCCAACGGAGAAAGUUUGGUGGGCUGCUUUGUAAGAAAGCACAUCAGAAAACUGUAAGAUAACACCAGUAGGUUACUCUGGAUGCCUUAUGAGAUCACGUGAUGUGAGAAGUUCAGUGACUUGAUGAUUACUAAGGAGGACAACAAGCCAACUCAGGAGCAGCACGAGCUGCAUUCUGGGCGCUGACGUGAGCGUGCUUCUUGUUCAGUGACAUAUCAAAACUCUGGCAUCGACAGAUGCAAGAAUUUGCACUCAUACCACUGAAAUUAUUGUUUUUAAAGAACUUAGAGGUGGUAACCUAUUAUUUACCGUUAUUAGCUUUAUAUUUUAAAACGUUUUACUUGCUUGUCGAAACUAAUGCUUUAAGCCUUGCAUAGGUUAUACAGCUGAUGAGGGUGAGUACCAUUUCACGGCCAUUUCCGGUCUCCGAUACCGGACCGAGCCUUGCCUAGCUCCUAGGCCUCGAUAUUUCGCCGCGGUCACAAUUGACCGUGAAGGCCUUGGGCAAAGCCGUACUGGAACUAGGCAAGACCGAGCCUACAGUUUUCGUGUAUUGUCGAGGUUGCCAAGCAACUGUUCGCGCCACGAAAACUUGACCAAUUUCGGAACGCUUUCGAGUGCUGACGAUUCAGUUUUAUGUUAAUAAUGAUAAACCUUUGUAUAUGCGCGGUGUGAAUUUAAAGCUACAAGCUUCUGGGCCGGUAUGUGUAAUUUAUGAUUGGAUAAUCAUAAAAAUUGGAAACUUGAAAAAUGUUUCAACGAACACUUACUGCACCAGAACUGAACCACCGAGCAGUGGCUUCCCCGCGAGUCGCGUGUACACAGCACAUAAGACAUGUUUCAAAACCCAUCCGUUAAUGAGUUGUAAAAAACUUGUUUGUUUAUAAAGGGAUUUUUUUCUAGUUCAGUUGUAAAUGAAUAUGCACCACCUUAUUUUGCGACACAGUAUAGAAAUAAUUGAAAAUGGAAUUGAAUUCCUAGUGUAUCUUGGUUAUUGAAUAUUAAAAAUCACAAUUGUUAAUUUUUCUGUAUAAA